AUGUAUCGUUUCUGCUGCCGGGGUGCGGUUUGGCGUCCAAUAAACAGAAGUCAUGUCUUGAGUGGCUUGGCAUGGUGUGCCUCACAAGGCGUCCCACCGGCCGACGACGGCAAACCCCGAGAAGCCGCACGUCAUGUUGCGCCGUCCGACGAAGACGUGGCUGAGAUGUUCACGGCCGAUCGUGAGGUGCCCACAUCCCGCACUGGGAGUAAAUUAUCGGAUGCCGCUAUGGAGUUCACGCGGGUUGACUCCGUUGAUGACACUGGCGGGAGAAAACACGCGGAGCAUUUUCGCGAUGCCACGGACUUUGAUGGGGAGGAGGAUGACGAUGAUGAUGAAGACAUCGACGAUGUGAGGAGACGGCCAUCACACGUCCACGGACACGGCGGAAGAAGGACGGCGGAGGAUCUUUUGGCAGAUGAGAAUGAGUUGCCGCAUGAGUCGGACGAAACGGCAUCCUCGCCUCCUAUCGACAUCCUUUUAGGGGCGGAGGACGAGGUUGCAGAACCCUCUGUGCUGCAUCCGAUUGCUGAACGACAGGCCGUUGCCCGAACAAUGAACGCUGUGGAGCUGGUGGAGAUGCUUGUGCUCUACCUCCGAGCAACGGAAAAUCCUCGCCUUGUGUCCGCCGAGGAGGAACACGUCUUGUUUCCCGUUGUCAUGGAGCGGCUGAAUGAACUUCACUUGGGGCAGAUGCUUGAUAUCGUGGAGUGUCACUGGGCUCGCUCCACCCUUGUACGGUACGGCAUUACAUUUAAAGACAUGGUGCGUGAUCGUAUUGCCAUGCUCGCAUCUGUCGCCGGGAAGGAUGCCGCGCAAAAACCAAAGCGGGCAUCACGCGUAGAUAAGGGCUUUGGUGAGGAUGAUGAUGUAACCAACGACGUGGAUGACGAUGUUGAUGACGAUGCGGAUGCUGGAGAGGUGUACGCACACGAGGUCAAGGCACCCACAUUGGACCCUAUCCUCCUUCAGGCGCGUGACGAAAUGAAUGCAGAGGGUGUACUUCGCUGCAUCAUCGUUAUGGGUAUGAGUGCAGGCCGGCGAAAGAGAGAUUUGCAGUUUUUUCAGGCUAUGGGUAUGUUCCUUGUGCAUCAUGUCAACCACUACAAGGACCCACAUGACUUGGUACGUGUGCUGACAGCUUUUGCACGCGCUAAAAUUGUUCCACCGAAGGGUUUUCUUGCGCUUCUUGGACGACGGUUUGCCGUGCUGAAUAAAAGAAAGCCGUUGGGUGCCCUUCCCAGCUACCGUGCCUUUGUAAACCUGUAUAAGAUGGGGCACGAUCAGAUGAAUAAUUUUAGGUUUCUGGCAAAUUGCAUUUAUGAAUCCAUGGACGCAAAUGUAAAGUCCGAGAAGAAGCGCCAGCGGUUGCUGGAGCUACAGAAGAAAAGUGGGACCACCGAUGCCGCCUCUGCCGACGCAACAAAGACAACCGCACAGUCCGAAAGUGCUGAAAGCAACGAAGAUGGCUCUACGAUGGAAAGGAUGAUGAUGACAGGUGAUCUUGACCCACAACUGCUGCAGUUUAUAAAGGCGAGGGAACGAUUUAAACGUUUGACAGAGCUGAAGCCGUCUAUGUUUACAAAACUUCUUCUUGUGCUCGCUCGAUUUGGCGCUCCACACCAGCAGUACUUACGCCCUACUAUCGUGCCGCUUAUUCUUCCCACAUUGCGUUGCUUUCCACCACCAAGCUUCUCCCGUCUUUUGCGUGCGUUGUACCUUUUUAGGACAACGGACCUUGAACUCAUUGAGCCCAUUAUUGACUAUCUGGCAGACGAUCUCGGUGUUCAGUCGGUUAUUCCUGAGGAUGUGUUGGAAAUGAUUCGUAUUGUUUCACCCGCGGAGGCGCCGGUUCCACGUAACCUCUCCAAAAUACUUCUGCUUUGUGAAUCUGUAUACGCGGGCGUGGAUGCGGCACCGGUGCGGCUUAUUCUUCCCACCGAUAUGUGCUCGGUAGCCGCCGCUCUUUUGAGAAUACAGAUGAAGGAGGAUGUCCCGCUAGACGCACUGGACCCUCUCACUCGUCUGAUGGAAGUCUUUGCAGAUCGCCUUUAUUCUUUGUUGCAGCUGCAUGUUGUCUCCCUCACGCACGUUGAUAUUUUUGCGGAUUUAUGCCGACAGCAGCAACACCCAGAUGUUUCUGGAAAAAUUGCCAGGCUUAUUCAAGAGCGACGCCGUCUAAGUUCUACGGAAGGGGAUGAUGACUACUACAGUCGGCUGGACAUCGACGUGCGUGAGACCUUUCACAAGAUCAUGGUGGUGAAUGAUUUCAAGACGUAUGGGCAAUACCGACCGACCCCUGGGGUGCUUCAGGUGGACUUUAAACAGGCACUGACGGAAGUGAGUGCAUUUGACGUGCUGGAGGCUACACAUCUUUUUGCUCAGGCCUUCCCCAAAACACUGCGGCCGACGGUCGUGAGGCACCUUAGUCGCAGUAUCAUUGCAAAGCUUGGCGACAGCGGCGAGGAGGUCAUCACGGAGGAUAACACGAUGGUUCUGCGUCCUCCCCGGGAGCUGCUGCUUACGAAGGAGGAUCUCGUAAAGUUUGUGGAGUUGGUGCAGGCAACCCCUUUGAAGCGGGUGAAGGAGUCGCCUGUGGUGUGGCGCUUCAUUGAGGAAAAGGCACGGCGGCUGAGGAUGAGUGAAUUGCUGAAGACCGUCGAGCAGCAGGCUGUCGUUGCGACGGCGUAG
Messenger RNA from Trypanosoma cruzi, 2691 nucleotides. RefSeq lists its product as uncharacterized. The transcript has a single exon. Bases 1 to 2691 code for a protein of 896 amino acids. NCBI's taxonomy places the organism in Eukaryota, Euglenozoa, Kinetoplastea, Trypanosomatida, Trypanosomatidae. The record is from RefSeq and is a predicted model, not a curated record.